Blastomyces gilchristii SLH14081 is the source of this 534-nucleotide messenger RNA. RefSeq lists its product as uncharacterized. The record is from RefSeq and is a predicted model, not a curated record. Bases 1 to 534 code for a protein of 177 amino acids. The transcript is spliced from 2 exons. Lineage: Eukaryota; Fungi; Ascomycota; Eurotiomycetes; Onygenales; Ajellomycetaceae.
AUGCCCACCAAGCAGGAACUCAAUGACUGGAUAAGGGAUCCCCAAGGUUAUACUGGUGGAAGAUGGAAGUAUGUUGUUUUGCGACCUGGACGAACUACCUUUCUCACCUCUGCUACAAUUCACUACGCCCCCCGCCUCCCCAAGGGCCAGACAUUGAUGGCCGGUGGGCAUAUCCCCCAGUGGCCGAAUAUUGAGCGGUGGAUGGAAACCAUGAUUGCCCAAAUGAAGAAUCCAGAUACAACAAAUGAGGACAUGGAGUUGACUGCUGGGAAGUAUGUCAAGGCAGUCGCAGAUCUUAUCCAUGACCGGGACAAGAGCAUUGGCGAUUUGGACAAAGAAACAGCCAGGGAGUUCUUUGAGAAUGUCAAGGUUUUUCAGACCCUUCAUUGGGAAAGUGCUGCAAAAUCAUCACCCCAGGGAAUAAUUUGUCAAGGGAAGAGCCUAUUACUCAGGUUGGGAGGCUCUCCUUUUUUGGUCAGGGAAGGUAGGACCGACAGUAAGGUUGUAGAGUUUGACAAUUUCUCAGCUAGCUAA